CGCCGUUGCACUUGUGGAGGAGGAAAUGGCGCCCGUCAGGUGCAGCAGGGUUUACAGACUCCAACCAGUCAAGUACUCUCGAAGUUGACACGUAAGCUCCACAGCUGGCUCUCAGUGGAACAGGCUCAGCGGGCACAGAAAUAUGUUUUUAAGUGGAGAGAAAGCCAGUGUGUGUCGGAUGGUGAAGACGUAACAGGAACACCAGACUCUGACAUUUGGGAACGGUGCUGGUACAGUAGACCCCUUGCAGAGGAAUGGCCAAAGAGCAGAAACAAAGCAGGGCAGAAACAUUUGUACUAGCUGGAUCAAAUGGUCAUAAUGGCCAACAAUGGCAGACUGGUAUGAUUAACAUGGUCAGUCACUCUUCAGGCACUAACCACAUGUCAAGGAUGGCCCGCGUUGCUUCGGAUGUGAGGCAUAAGUGUGCGGCCUAUGUGCUGGCGUUGAGGCCGUGGAGCUUCAGCGCCUCGCUCACACCGGUGGCCCUCGGCAGCGCCUUGGCAUACAAACUGGAGGGCUCUGUGGACUUGGUCAUCCUGAUGGUUUGUGCGGUGGCCGUCCUUGUGGUCCACGGGGCAGGCAACCUCGUAAACACCUACUAUGACUUCUCCAAAGGGAUUGACCACAAGAAGAGUGACGACAGGACUCUUGUGGAUGAAAUCUUGGCACCGCAGGAUGUUGUUAUGUUCGGAGCAUUGUUAUAUUCUUUGGGGUGCUUGUGUGCCACUCUGCUCUACUUCCUGUCUACACUUAGACUGGAGCACCUAGCCCUUAUUUACUUCGGCGGACUCUCCAGCUCUUUUUUAUACACUGGAGGCAUCGGCCUCAAGUACGUGGCCCUUGGAGACGUGGUAAUCCUCAUCACCUUCGGCCCGCUCGCGGUCAUGUUUGCUCACGCGGUGCAGGUUGGCUACCUGUCGGCACUGCCGCUGGUGUACGCCGUCCCGCUGGCCCUCAACACAGAAGCCAUCCUCCACAGCAACAAUACCAGAGACAUGGACUCUGACAAGCAGGCAGGCAUUGUCACCUUGGCCAUCCUCAUAGGCCCCACGCUGUCGUACGUCCUCUAUAACCUCCUGCUUUUCGUCCCCUACGUGCUCUUCUGCAUCCUCGCCACCCGUUACACCAUCAGCAUGGCGCUGCCUCUGCUCACGCUGCCCAUGGCCUUCCCCCUGGAGAAGCAGUUCCGCAGCCGGUGCUACGCAAAGAUCCCCCAGAAGACGGCCAAGCUCAACCUCCUCAUGGGACUUUUCUACGUGUUCGGGAUCAUUCUGGCACCUCCUGGCAGCUUACCAUCACUGUGAAGAAUUAGCUUUGAUAUUUCAAAUUUUGUCGUUUUAAUACAGACUAGUUUAUGUACCUCUUUGUAUUUGUACGAAGCAAUCUGAGGGCUGGCUUUAAUUUAUUGUCUAAUUUAUAUGUUGAACAGAGAUUUAGUUUAGGUCCUCCUCUGUGACACUUAAAGCAUAAUCAGAUGUUUUUUUUCAGUAUUCAGCCCACUGUAAUGUGUUGGUAAAAGUAAGAAGUGUUGUUGUUGGCAUUUUGUAGAGAUAGGCAACCUUUCAUCAUGUAAGGACUGACAAUAUUCCUACAGUUGCCAUAUUUGUUGUUCUUUAAGACAACACAACACAUCGAUAAAACAUUAUUCUCAUAUUCUCAACAUUGUCUGUACAUUUGUUCAUUGCGGUUUUUCUUUUUCUUUUCUUUUUUUGGACAGCCAAAUAGUAUUUCAUUGGAUUGUAAUAAAACUCACAGAUGCUGA
Messenger RNA from Dicentrarchus labrax (European seabass), 1762 nucleotides. RefSeq names its product UbiA prenyltransferase domain containing 1 (gene ubiad1). NCBI's taxonomy places the organism in Eukaryota, Metazoa, Chordata, Actinopteri, Moronidae. The coding region runs from base 255 to 1304 and encodes 349 amino acids. Gene Ontology annotation, molecular function: prenyltransferase activity. Gene Ontology annotation, cellular component: Golgi membrane; endoplasmic reticulum. Gene Ontology annotation, biological process: menaquinone biosynthetic process; vitamin K biosynthetic process. The record is from RefSeq and is a predicted model, not a curated record. The transcript is spliced from 3 exons.